CCUUCCCGCCGGGAACCCAGCUUCCGGAAUCUCUUCUAGUCGCCGGGUCUUAAGGGCGUGGGGUCCGUGGUGGCGAUGAGGCAGAAGCACUACCUUGAGGCCGCGGCGCGGAAACUGCAAGACUGCUGCCCGGGCCAGGCCCGCUAUCUCCUCUGGGCCUACAGCUUGUCGCACGAUGCUAAAAGCACUUUCGAAGGAACAUGUCCAUACUGUUUCCAGUUGCUGGUUCUGGAUAAUUCUCGGGUGCGCCUCAAACCCAAGCCCAAACUGACACCCAGAAUACAGAAACUUCUUAAUCGAGAAGCAAGAAAUUAUACACUCAGUUUUAAAGAAGCCAGAAUUUUGGACAAGUACAAAAACUCCAAAAGUAUAUUGUUGGUUACUUGUAAAACAUGCAACAAAACAGUUAAACAUCAUGGUAAAAGUAGAAGCUUUCUGUCCACGUUGAAGAGCAAUCCUGCCACUCCUGUGAGUAAACCCAACCUGAAGACACCAGAAAGAAAGAAUCUCAGUUCUGCAAACUUAAAUCAUAGACUGUCUGGUUCCAAAGGCAAGAGCCCAGUGUUGAUUUUCAGAACACCUACAUCUGGACAAUCAACACCCACUUGCUCCUCAAAAAAUGUGACCAAAACAAAGAAACACUUCUCUCAACUAAAAAUGUUGCUUAGUCAGAGUGAAUCCAAAAAGAAUUCAAAGGUGGACUUUAGAAAUUUCUUAUCUUCUUUGUAAGCGAUGGACUAAGAAACGUCUAAUGCAGUUUUUGAAACUAAAGUUAGAAAAACAGCUUUUUAAAAACUUUAAAUUUUUUUCUUUAAAUAGAUGAAAACUAGGGUCCAAAAGCAAACUUUUCUUGGCAUUCUUCAGUGUUUAUGGAGAAAAUACCUCAUUAGAAUGAAUAAAGCAUGCCUACCUCACAAGGUGGUUCUGAGAAUCACAAAUAGAUGAAAGGUCCUUGUAAGUAGUAAAGAUUAUGUAUGGACAUUGAAUGGUUACAUUGUUUUCUCCUUGCUCAAGUAAGCUUUCAUUAUUUGUCAUUUUCUUUCAUAAGGGAUUUCAGACCUGUAUGAGGGUCUACUCCUUUCUAAGUUGUCUAGAAUGCUAUUUUGGAAAAAUGAUCAAGUAUAGGUGUUCUUGUUUUCCCACUGUCAUCUGCAUAAUUGUAUAUUAGUAACAUUUGAAUAUUACUCCUAUUUUGCAUGCAAAAGUAAAUAUUCUUUUUUCUUUUUAAAAUUUAUUUUAUUUAUUUUUUUAAAUUUUAAUUGUUGUUGCAGUAUAAUUUUCUAUCUUUUACUCCCAUCAAAAGUAAGUAUUCUUGAUUGUAGAUGAUUCAGUCAGAUACAAAAUUUUUCAUUUUUACAACUUCCUGUUCUUUAGUAAUAAUUCACCAUACAUGGUGUUUCAUUUGCUCUGGUGAAGUCUAAAAUGUAUUACUUCUAGGUCUAAAAUUUACACUAAAAUAGAACAUAGUAUAAAAGUUUAGCUGUCUUAAAUUUUCUCUGGAACACAGAUAUACUUUUUUAAAAUGAUGAACAAGAAUUGUACUCAACCUAUUUUUUAAAAACUUGAAAUAAAUAAUUUAGAUACUUUAAACUAUAAUCCAUUUCC
This is a messenger RNA of Phyllostomus hastatus (greater spear-nosed bat), 1605 nucleotides long. It is a transcript of the gene RMP24, whose product is annotated as chromosome unknown C18orf21 homolog. The transcript has 5 exons. The record is from RefSeq and is a predicted model, not a curated record. NCBI's taxonomy places the organism in Eukaryota, Metazoa, Chordata, Mammalia, Chiroptera, Phyllostomidae. Bases 76 to 729 code for a protein of 217 amino acids.